This is a messenger RNA of Engraulis encrasicolus (European anchovy), 1543 nucleotides long. RefSeq names its product von Willebrand factor C domain containing 2 like (gene vwc2l). Lineage: Eukaryota; Metazoa; Chordata; Actinopteri; Clupeiformes; Engraulidae. Gene Ontology annotation, biological process: negative regulation of BMP signaling pathway. Gene Ontology annotation, cellular component: AMPA glutamate receptor complex. The coding region runs from base 33 to 692 and encodes 219 amino acids. The transcript has 4 exons. The record is from RefSeq and is a predicted model, not a curated record. Gene Ontology annotation, molecular function: protein binding.
AGAUAUUUCAACGCGGACUGCCGCGGCGAAGGAUGGGCCCUCUUUUCCCCACGACUUGCGUCGUCCUCCUGGCCCUGAACGCCGCCGCCAUCCCACCCUCCAGCAGUCCAGAGGACUACGCCGCGGACGACGCCGCGCGAACGGUCAAUAACGAGAUUUUUGAUGACUACCGCGGGAAAGGCUGCGUGGACGACAGUGGCUUUGUGUACAAACUCGGGGAGCGAUUCUUUCCAGGACACUCGAACUGCCCCUGUGAGUGUACGGAGGAUGGGCCAGUUUGCGAUCAACCCGAAUGUCCCAAGAUACACCCAAAGUGCACUAAAGUGGAACACAACGGAUGUUGUCCGGAGUGCAAGGAGGUCAAAAACUUUUGUGAAUACCGCGGGAAGACGUACAAAAUCCUGGAGGAAUUUAAGCCCUCGCCGUGUGAGUGGUGUCGCUGCGAACCAAAUAAUGAGGUGCACUGUGUGGUGGCCGACUGUGCCGUGCCCGAGUGCGUCAAUCCCGUGUACGAGCCGGAGCAGUGCUGCCCCAUCUGUAAAAACGGUCCAAAUUGCUUUGCCGGAACGACGAUCAUCCCGGCCGGCAUUGAAGUGAAGGUGGACGACUGCACCAUCUGCCGCUGCCACAAUGGGGACUGGUGGAAGCCUGCGCAGUGCCUGCGCCGGGAGUGCCUCAACGGCCAGUCAUAGACGCCUGCAGUGCUCGCCCUCACGUACCCCCCCACUUACCACCCUCCACCCCCCAGGACCACAGGGGAGACAGAGCCGAGAGAGGAGGAGAGUCUGGAUGGAUGGAUGGAUGGAUGGAUGGAUGGAAGGAAGGACGAGGAGAUGGGACACUUGGUGAGGCAGCUGCAUUGCAAAACAAAAGGGACAAAGGCGGAUACUUCUCCUUGUGGAUACUUGAUGGACUGGCUGGCUGGCUGGCAGGAGCACAAAUUCUCGUCUACUGUACACACGGUUUGCUGAAUGAGCUGAAACAGACACACCUGCGUAUUAUGUACACACACAUAAAAAAACACACACGCGCGCAUAUGCACACGAGCACCACUGUACCCGCAUAAAGCGCCAAGGGAUCCCAAGUGGUGGUGCGCUUUCGCUUAAGACUUUUAUCUCCCUGUAAUAUUUACUGGCACAUUUUUAUUAUGACUUGCUUAUGCUGCUUAAAAACACACCAUGUUGGUAUACUUCACUCACAUGUCACUCUUCUCUACUUACUGCCGCUGUAUUGAUACCUAGUCAUUUGUUCUCUGUAGGUCAUUUUGCUUGUUUUAUAUAAGUGUCAACAUUAUGCUAAAAGUACUUUAUUUCCCAAGCUGAGAUCACAUCUGACUGUUUGACAUGAUUUACAUGAUUAGGUAAGACUUUACUUGACGCCGGUGUCAUAUGCAUGUCAUUACAGUGUCAUAACAGUGUGUCAUAUGCUGGCCUUAACAGGUUGUCUUUGCCAUAACCGAAUGUCAAGGCCAACAGUCAUAAAAUGUUCAUGACAUGGACAUAAUGUUUAUGCCCUACCUAUGACUGUGUCAUGACACUAUUAU